Molecule: messenger RNA, 1182 nt
Organism: Tetrahymena thermophila SB210
Lineage: Eukaryota; Ciliophora; Oligohymenophorea; Hymenostomatida; Tetrahymenidae
Product: chromosome condensation regulator RCC1 repeat protein
Exons: 8
Source: RefSeq, a predicted model, not a curated record
AUGGAAGAUAUCAGUCAAGGUUCAAAUUAUUAAUAAUUUUGGGCUGUUGGUUCAGGAAGCUCUGGUUUGCUAUUGAAUGGAUCAUUAGAAGACAUUUAUACUUUUAAAUAAAUUGAUGUUAAGUCAGUUUUUGGAGAUAAUUUAUAGAUUACUUCACUAGAAAUAGACGGAAUGAUGGGAUUCUACUUAAAUUCUAAAGGAGAAGUAUUUAAAUUUGGAGAAUGUGAAUAUGAUGAAAAGAAUAAACCUGUUGUUAAUCCUAUUCCAAAGUAAAUUAAAUCAUUUAGUGUCCCUGUUAUUAAAAUAUCAUGUGGAUGGUCUCAUGCUAUGUUUGUUGAUGCUAAUCACCAAAUUUAUGGAGUUGGGUCAAAUAAAUUUGGAGAAAUAGGCUUAGGGAAUUCUAAAAAAUUGUCUGUAGUUCCUUAAAUAAUUCCUUUCACAGAAACCUAAUUAGAAGAUGUAGUGCAUCAUGAAAUUAUGGAUAUUAAGUGCACCUUUAGAUAAAGUUUUAUUAUUACAAAACAAUAAAAUACUGAGAGUGAUACUUCUUAAUAUUCAUAUAAAUUUUACUGUACAGGUUAAAAUAAAAGCUUUGAACUAGGAGGCUUUAAAGGAGAAAAUAUCAUUUACAAUUUUAAAUAAAACCAAUCUCUUCUUGAUACAGUAGGGUCUAUUUAAACUUUUGUUUGCGGAUAUAAAUUUGGUUGUAUUCUUAAUAACAGUAACCAGUUAUAUGGCUGGGGAGAUAAUAAAUAUGGUCAAUUAACUGGAAAUGAAGCAAAUUAUGAAAAGGUAUUUUGCAUCUCUAACGAUGUGCUUAAAGUAUCUGCUGGAUGGAACCAUUUAUUGAUUCUUAAAAGUGAUAAAAAGUUAUAUUCUGCUGGAAGAGGAGAUAUGGGGUAAAUAGGAGAUGGAUAGCUAAAAAACUCGAAUUCCUUCACAUAAAUUCAAGGAGUAGAAGGAGAUAUAGAAUUAAUUCAAUGUGGUUCAGAGGCUAAUUAUGUCAAGUCAGAUAAGGGAAUCUACGUCUGGGGAUGGAAUGAGCAUGGCAAUCUAGGUAAUGGAUAGCUUUAAAAUCUAAAUUAGCCUACUUUGUUAGAUUUUUAAAAUUACAAAUAAAUAAACUAAAUAAAAUCAGGAGGAGCAGUUUGCUAUUUAAUAGAAAAUAGUAUGAUAAAAUGA